Cyprinodon variegatus (sheepshead minnow) is the source of this 4182-nucleotide messenger RNA. RefSeq names its product histocompatibility (minor) HA-1 (gene arhgap45b). Bases 38 to 3850 code for a protein of 1270 amino acids. Lineage: Eukaryota; Metazoa; Chordata; Actinopteri; Cyprinodontiformes; Cyprinodontidae. Gene Ontology annotation, biological process: signal transduction; activation of GTPase activity. Gene Ontology annotation, cellular component: membrane. The transcript has 24 exons. The record is from RefSeq and is a predicted model, not a curated record. Gene Ontology annotation, molecular function: GTPase activator activity.
CGUGCGUCUCUGUGCGUCAGUGAGCCUGCGCGGCUCGAUGAGCGACAGCAGGAGGAGGAAGACGCACAGACAGUUAUCGUGGCUCCGGGUCGGCACGGAUGGCACUGAGAUCCCGCUGAGCGCCAGCGGCAGACGGAACAAGUGGCGAGCCGGGGGGUGGGUGGGGGGUCUGUGCGUCAAACUCAAAGAAGUCGGGAUGGACGGGAAGGGAACGCUGAAGAUGUUCAGGAAGAAACGGGAACUCAUUAAGACUCCGUCCAUCUCAAAGAAGAGCCGAGCAGGAAGCCCCGGUCCUCAGAGCGGCGCCCAGUCUCUUUCCAUUCUCCAGGAGCAGCCUCGGAAAGAUGCGGCCGAUGCCUCCCUGUCCUCCUCGCCCUCCUCUUCCACCACCUCCUCCACUCUCACCCCCACCUCAGCGGGGCUCCAGGAUUCCUCCCUGUCAUGCCCGGGAACCCCGAGCCCCCAGCACGCCAAGCUGGCCGCCAUGCAGGCGAUGGGCUGUCCGUCCCCCGGGCAAACCCUGAAGAGGCCGACGGCUCUGACCCGACACGCCAGCGCUGCAGGUUUCCCAGUUCCAUCGUGGGUACACACUAAAGGUCAGGGGAAAGGAGCCUCGAGUCCGUCCCCUCAGUCAGAGGUACCGGAGAGCACCGUGAUUGAGGUGGAGGACAUCCCGGCCUUGCUGAGGGAUGUGGCGCGGUUCGCUGAGGCUGUGGAGAAGCUGAAGGAUGUUGUGCUGGCUGAGGGUAAGGAGAGCCAGCGGCCUGUGGCACACGAGUGUUUGGGAGAGGUUCUGCGAAACCUACGGCAGGUCAUCAACACGUACCCACUACUGAACACUGUGGAGAUCCUCACUGCUGCUGGGAAGCUCAUCUCCAAGGUUAAAGGUUUUCACUAUGAGGCGCCCAAUGAGACGGACAAGAAAGAAUUUGAGAAGGCCAUUGAGACUAUUGCAGUCGCCUUUAGUGGCAAUGUGUCUGAGCUGCUGAUGGGAGAGGUGGACAGCAGCACGCUGCUCUCCCUGCUGCCCACGGAGAAAAGCAGGUCGAUGGAGAACCUGUAUGCUGCUGGAGGCCAGGGAGUUGAAGGUCACUUUAGGAGCGACCUGCAGGACAGCGGCAGAGUUGAGGAAGUGGAUGUGAUUCUCCAGCGCAGUGAGGGAGGGGUGGACUCGGCUCUGCUCUAUGCCAAAACCAUUUCCAAGUACAUGAAGGACCUGAUAAGUUAUGUGGAAAGGAGAACCUCAUUGGAGGCAGACUUCGCCAAAAGCCUCCAGAAAAUAUACCAGUCCUGCAAACACAGCAUAACACACCCCCACAUGCCCCUGUUCUCCAUCUACUCUCUGGCCCUGGAGCAGGACCAUGAACAGAGCGUAGGGCUUCAGAACGCCAACAUGACUCUGCACGAUCAGACUUUCGUUCAGCCUCUGAUGCAGCGCAAGCAGGAGCACGAGAAGAAGAGGAAGGAAAUCAAAGAAAACUGGAUACGAGCCAAGAGAAAACUGCUUGAAUGUGAGGCAAACCUGCGAAGAGCCAAGCAAGCUUACAUUGGCCGCUACGAGGAGUACGAGAAGGCCAAAACAGCAGCCUGUAAAGCUGAGGAGGAGGGAGGAGGAUCCACUGCAAAGUCUGUGGAGAAGAAGAAGCGCGCUGAGGAAGAGGCUCGUAACAAGGCUGUGGAGGCGGAGGCCACCUACAGAACAUGCAUAGCAGACGCCACCACUCAGCAGCUGGAGCUGGAACACACAAAGGUGACGGUGCUGCGGCAGCUUCAGGACGUCAUCAAACAGAGCGACCAGACGCUCCGCUCGGCCACCAUAUCCUACUACCAGCUAAUGCACAUGCAGACGGUGGCGUUGCCCGUCCACUACCAGACUCUCUGCGAGAGCAGUAAGCUCUACGACCCUGGCCAACAAUACGCAGCACAUGUGCGAGACCUGCAGCUCCCUGAGCAGCCUGUAGUCCACUACUCAUUUGAGACGUACUCCCCAUCCAACUCUUCAAGCCAUGGCCACAGACCAAGAAACGACAGUUUCAACACCGAUUCGCAUUCGACUCAAAGCGAAGUUAUUUCCAUCAAUGUGGAUCCCACUGCUGGAGAGACGGAGGCUCAACGCAAAAGACAAGGCCACAAAUCCUGGGGUUCCACCGUGAGCAACGACAGUGUGGGAGACGCGGUGCUGGAUUCUCCGACCGCCAGCACCAGUGACAUUUCCAAAAUGGCUCGAACGUCGUCGACAGGAACGAUGUCAUCGGAUGAGGAGGCUGAUGAGAAAGAUGGAAACGUUUCAUCAUUUGAAACCCCAAAUAUUAAUGGCAUGGAUCCAGAGGUGGCGGUCUCCACCAGACCGUUCCGGAACAUCGGCUUGUCUAAAGCGGCCCAAACCCACAAACUAAAGAAGCUUCGGACUCCGUCCAAGUGUCGGGAAUGUGACAGCUACGUUUAUUUCCAGGGGGCCGAGUGCGAAGAAUGUUUCCUGGCAUGUCAUAAGCGCUGCCUGGAGACCCUCGCCAUCCAGUGUGGCCAUAAGAAGCUGCAGGGCCGCCUACAGCUGUUCGGCAGGGAUUUCACCCAGGUAGCGAGCUGCGCCAGCGAUGGAAUCCCCUUCAUCAUCACAAAGUGCAUCUCUGAGAUAGAGAGACGUGCACUGAAGAUGAAGGGCAUCUAUAGGGUGAAUGGCGUGAAAACACGCGUGGAGAAACUCUGUCAGGCCUUUGAGAACGGCAAGGAGCUGGUGGAGCUGUCUCAGUGUUCACCGCAUGACAUCAGCAACGUCCUCAAGCUUUACCUCAGACAGCUGCCGGAGCCCAUCAUGCCUUUCCGUCUCUACAACACACUUAUGGGUCUGGCCAAGGAAAGUCUGCAGAGCGAAGGAGACACGCCUGAGGGAGAGGAGGCGGAGUCCAGCGGCCCCACCCCAGCCGUGGUCAGGGGGCCCGAGCUGGUGGACCUGGGGCCCAGCACAGACCCAGAAAUCCUUGUCUUGGUGGACAGCCUGAGGGAUCUUGUGAAGGAACUGCCCAAACCUAACUUUGCUACGUUGCGGUACAUCAUCCGCCAUCUUCGAAGGAUUGCAGAGCUGGAGGAGGAUAACAAGAUGAGUCCCAGUAACUUGGGUAUUGUGUUUGGGCCCUCCCUGAUGCGACCUCGUCCAACCGGGGCCACGAUAUCCCUGUCCUCCCUGGUAGAUUAUCCACACCAGGCCCGCAUCGUGGAGGCCCUCGUUGUGUUCUAUUCUUCCAUUUUCCAGAUGAAAACUUCACAGACCAACAAAGAAACCCCCUCCACAUCCAGCUCUAUGCAGCAGGAAAAUGUUUCCAAUGAAAAGACGGGAAGCCCCGGAGACGGAGAGGAGACCGAAUGCAAAGAGGAGCAGAACAAACCGGACUCUGACAAGCAGGAGGAAGGCUGUGGAAGUUCUUUGGGAUCUCUGGGCUCCAGCGAGCAGCUCCCCGACUCCGACUCAGAGCUGGACGAGAGCAGCCGCAGAUCCAGCAGGCUGGUGAAGCAGGAGAGCGAGCUCAGCAUGGACGACGACCAGCUGAGUAACAGGGACAGCAUGGACCUGUCCGGUCACUCUGCCGCCCACACCGACCCGGAGCAGGAGGCAGAACAGGACCAGGACACCUCUGAGGGAGGAGACCCCCCCGAUCUGCCGGACAGCAGGCCUCCAGAUGACGAGGGGGACGUAGCGGAGCAGGAAGUGACGACCUCACUGGCCGAGCUAAAUGUGAACCAGUCCAACAACAACCAGCCUGGCUCUCCUGCAGCGAGGGUCCCACUGGCCCGUCUGUGUGGGAAGAAUCUGCCCCUGACCAGAAGCCGAGACACGGAGCCCGAGUUUGUCUGAUCUCAGGAUUUUAAGUUAAAUCAGCAGAAUGUGGAGUUACAAAUAAAUAAAUGAGGUUUUAUUCAUUAAAGUCAAGAACUGAGUUUUUAAUCUGCUUAUAUAUUGAGGUCAUGAUCCUGCAUAGAAACGUCUCUACGCUUUCUGGUUAAUUCACUUUGACUAUACUUGUACUUAUUUUCAGUUUUUACUUGGAUCAAAGUGUAUAAAGUCCAAACAUUUCAAGCAGUUUGCUUUUUAAAGAGCUGUGAAAUUUUAAACUUAAGCAGUUUCUUAUGAAUGUUUCCUGUCUCAACUGUCAUGUCUGACCUAUUUUAAUAAAGAUUGAUUUUAUC